UAUGGCGGAUAUUUCGACUUUCAUAAAAAGACAAAUUUUUCGAAGGAAUGAAACUUUUCUACUACUUCUUCUAUUUGUUGCGUUCAUAUUUGCAUUCUUCCUGUACCAGAAAGUCGGCUGUGAUAUGAAGGAUGACUCGCUUUCCCGAAAGGAAAUCAAAAGAAAUGAACAGGCAAUACCAGUGGAAUUAGAAUCGUUUCUAUUUAUUAUGAUUUUAACUGCUCCCAAUGGCAAAGAAAGACGAGAUGCUAUGCGGAAAACGUGGCUUUCUAAUAUAGAUACUCUUCAUUCAUCGGUAGUUCCAAGAUUUGUGAUUGGAAUCAGGGAAUUACCUCUAGAAGACAUGAAGAAUUUGGAAGAAGAAAACAAUCGACACCACGAUAUUAUAUUCCUUCCUGAGCUUAAAGAUGCGUACAAGGAACUACCCAGCAAAGUUUUGCAGGCACUCAAAUGGAUCGAUCAGCAUGCGAAUUUUUCAUAUCUUCUUAAGGUUGAUGAUGAUAGUUUUGUGCGGUUGAAUGUUAUCCUUAAUGAGCUCAAGAGCACCUAUUCCAUGGAAAGACUGUACUGGGGUUUCUUUCGUGGCGAUGCACAUGUCAAAUUUGCAGGUCCGUGGGCCGAAAAAAACUGGAAUCUCUGUGACAGAUACUUGCCUUAUGCACAAGGUGGUGGUUAUAUACUUUCUAGGGAUCUGGUUAAUUUUAUUGCUCGGAACUCAGAUCUCUUGCAAAAAUAUAACAGUGAGGAUGUAUCUGUAGGAUCAUGGCUGGCUCCUCUCCGAGUUAAUAGAGUCCAUGACUACAGAUUCGACACUGAAUAUCGUUCAAGAGGUUGCAAUAACCUUCACAUUGUUAGUCAUAAACAGUCUGUUUCUGAUAUGUACCAAAAACACCGCCAAUUAAAGGAUGGAAAGCUUUGUCUUCAAGAAUCUCAUCUCAUGAACUCGUUCAUUUAUGACUGGAGUGUGCCACCAACAAAAUGUUGCAAACGAAUUGGAGGUAUACCCUGAGACUGAUGUUUUUAAGGUGUAAGAGACACAAGAGAUGGUAAUGAUUAUUAUACAUGGCUGUCAUUAUCUCAUUCCUAACUAGCUACAAGCUUGCAGCCAACAAUCAUAAUUUUUUUCAUUAGCUCUCUUUACUGGCAAUAGCUUUAUAUUUUUUUUUGUUAAAGUAAGGUAAAAAUAACUAACACAUACAGGGCUCGACACCAAUGGUAGUCAACUAGCCUCAGAGAAGUAUAAAUUCAGUUUUAGCUAGUGAUGUUUUCUAUAUCCACCAGCUAGUUUGGCUAGUAAACAAAUUGAAAUUGUCAUAACAUUUAAUUUGUCAUGAGCCACUUGGCUAGUAGUUGAAAAGUUAGUGUCGAGCCUUGACAUAGUUUUUAAGCCAUCAUGAUAUAACAACUCUUGGAUUCAGUUUUGGCAGGAAUUAUCAAAGCGACAGGUUGUUUUGUUCUCGUCCUUGUUAGGUCUGAGUGUUGGCCCAAUUUUAUCAAGUUAUUUAUUUAUUAGCCUUUCAACUCCCCAAAUGUUCAUUAGUUUAAUUAUUUAUUUUUGUCAAAGUAACAUUAAAAUAACUAGGAAUAAUGAAUAGUUUUAAGGCCAUCAUAAUGUAAUAACUCUUGGAUUCAAUUUUGGCAAGAAUUGUCAAAGCCACAGGUUGUUUUAUUCUCAUCCUUGUUUGGUCUGAGUAUCAGGCCUAACCUUAUUGAGCUAAUUUUUUUUAUUAACUCCAAAACUCCCAUGAGUGGUUGAGACAGAAUUUCUCCCUUACAUUUUCAAUACAAAAUCAAGAAAACGAGUGAUGAGGUUAAGGAAAAAUUUCAGUUAGGGUCUUGUUAGGUAGGUAAGCCUACUUACGAGCCAUGUGGCCCAUCGGGUGGGCACUUAACUCCGGUUUCCGUAGCAUGAAGCAGCUAGGAGUAUUUCUAC
Stylophora pistillata is the source of this 1933-nucleotide messenger RNA. RefSeq names its product beta-1,3-galactosyltransferase 6. Gene Ontology annotation, biological process: protein O-linked glycosylation; glycosaminoglycan biosynthetic process. Lineage: Eukaryota; Metazoa; Cnidaria; Anthozoa; Scleractinia; Pocilloporidae. Gene Ontology annotation, cellular component: Golgi membrane. The record is from RefSeq and is a predicted model, not a curated record. Gene Ontology annotation, molecular function: galactosylxylosylprotein 3-beta-galactosyltransferase activity.